GCCAUUUUCAGCCGCCCGACGGCUGGGUGCGAUGAUGGACUCCGACUACUCGUCCGGCUUGGAAAACCCUCUGUACGGCGAGCUGAAAUACUUCUGUAGGAAGAUACAGGAGGCCUACAGCGAGCUGAAGGAGGACCUGACGCCCUACCGAGAUGACCGCUUUUACAGACUGGCCCCCAUGCGGCUCUACACCCUGUCUAAAAGACAUUUUGUCUUGGUCUUCGUGGUAUUCCUGAUCUGCUUCGGCCUCACAGUCUUCAUUGGGAUUGCAGGUCCGAGGAUUAUCGCUGAGCAAGAGCACAGCGGUGAUCAAUUACUGGUAAAAAAUUCCUCUAUUAAGACGGGGCCUUUCAAUCUGGUUUCUCCUCCGCUCACCACUUACAACCAGAAGCUAUGGCUCGCCUGUGUGAUGCAGGCAGAAAACAGCAAUAUGGGAGACUUCCAGCAGCCUUUCGAGAUCAACGUUGAGCUAAAGGGGGUGAUGCAGGACGCCAGCGUGAUGCACAUCAGCAACGUGCACCAGAAAUCCCGAACGCUACACUGCACGACUAAAUGUGAUGAGAUCAUUGUGCUCCACCUGGGCUAUCUGAACUACACCCAGUACCAGGUUGUGGUCAGCUUCAAGGGUCUUGAAAAUAUCACAUAUGAAAUCAAGGUCAAGUUUGUGUGGAAAAUGUACAGUCCCACCUUCUCACAAGUAGAAAUCUGGUUCCGGUUCGUCUUCGUGGUGUUGACCUUCAUGGUGACGUGUAUGUUUGCUCAUUCACUGAGGAAAUUUUCUAUGAGGGACUGGGGCAUAGAGCAAAAGUGGAUGUCUGUCCUGCUCCCGUUGCUGUUACUCUACAAUGAUCCAUUCUUCCCGCUGUCAUUCCUGGUGAACAGCUGGUUUCCAGGGAUGCUGGAUGCUUUCUUUCAGGCUCUGUUCCUGUGUGCUCUGCUGCUCUUCUGGCUCUGUGUCUACCAUGGCAUCAGGGUUCAGGGAGAGAGGAAAUGCCUGACGUUCUACCUGCCCAAGAUGAUCAUUGUAGGUCUUCUAUGGCUCUCAGCGGUUACACUGGGCAUUUGGCAAACGGUUAAUGAACUCCAGGAUCCCACCUAUCAGUAUAAAGUGGAUAUAGUGAACUUUCAGGGUAUGAAGGUCUUCUUCCUCAUUGUUGUUGCCCUCUACAUCCUCUACCUGAUUUUCCUGAUUGUCAGAGCUUGUUCUGAACUCAAGAACAUGCCAUACUCAGAUCUCCGGCUGAAGUUUUUGACAGCGCUGACGUUUGUGGUGCUCAUUAUAAGCAUGGUCAUUCUCUACCUGAGGUUUGGUGCCAAGGCUCUUCAAGAUAAUUUUGUGGCUGAAUUAUCUACUCAUUACCAAAACUCAGCUGAAUUUUUAUCCUUCUACGGCCUACUCAACUUUUACUUGUACACGUUAGCAUUUGUGUAUUCGCCCUCCAAAAAUGCCCUUUACGACUCCCAGUUGAAGGAUAACCCUGCUUUCUCCAUGCUUAAUGACUCAGAUGAUGAAGUGAUAUAUGGGAGUGAUUAUGAAGACAUGGCUUUACAAAACGGACGUGCUAUCAAAGCAACCACCAAGUACCAGGAUGAGAGUGACAGUGACUGAUGGAUCUCUGACUUCUGCUCCUCUGUCCCCCUGUUGGAAUCUAUGAGAAUAAAUUAAAACAACCUAUCAUGUUUAUGUGUACAUAAGGAGUAUUUGGACUGGUAUGGAAUGAUAUACUGCAAGUGUACAUAAAUAUAUUUUUAAAAAGAUAUGUUCCAUGUCUACUGAAUGUACUGUACUUUUGCUGAAAGUUGAGGCAUGUAGCCACUCAAACAAUUUUCUCCAUUGUUUAUGCUUUCAGUCUGAUUGAAAACAACAGAAACGCUGAUGUAAAGCAAUACCCUUUUUACCAGUUUGGAAACUGUUUUUCUCUCAUAACCAGCAUUUCUUCACACGUUUGUUAAAAAUGACCGGGAAAAGUGCUAAUAUUAAUUUGUUUUUGUUUUUUUUGAUUUUUGUUAUUUUUAAUGCUUUGUGUUGGAACACUGUUGGGUCUAUACUUGUACUGUGUUGUUUUUGCCAUUCCAUGCCGCUCUCUGACCGUCUGAGAACAAUGAGAAUAUCUGUCUAUCUAUCUCUGGCCAAAGCUGAGUAACUUUAUACUGGUGGUAGAAAGUAACAGAAUCUCAUGCUGCAGCAGCUGCGAGUGCACUUUAACGGUAUACUGUGGCUCGCCAGCACUGACAUGAUUCGUGGAUGGGAAAUUUAAGUGCCAUAGCAGUCUUGGCUGUUGACAAAUCCUCUUUGUCCUCAGACAUUUUUUUAAAAGAAAAAAAAUUAGAGAGCCUUAACCAGAGUAGGUACCUAUGGUCUCGUACCACUCCUCUUACCAAUUAUUUCCUUGGAAAGCAGCUUUUGUAAUUGCACUUAUGUAAGAAUUGUAGUUAUUUUGCCAAAAAGUUAUGACAUUUGAUACUGUAUUAUCUGAUGACUUGGAUGGAUGGAUUUUGAUGAAUUGCAUGGGUUUUACAUGACGUGAUGUUAAUGGACUACUGAUUUAUUAUGUUAAACAUUUCUUAUCCCAGCACAUACAGUAGUUAUACCAUUGGCCAAAUAUAUUUUGGCCCAUGUAGAACAUAUGAUUUUAAGGAAACCUUUUCUUCCCAUAACUUUCAUUAUAUUGCCUCCAAUAUGAGACUUGCUGCCGUUUCCUUUUUUCUAUGAAACUGGAGGUUAUGGACAAAAACAGCCAAAACAGUUCUUUACAAAUAAUAUCUCAACAUGUAUUCUAAUCAAGAUGGUGCCUUGUCUUUACAUAAUUGUUUUCUUCUAAAUGGGCUGAAGUCUCAAAGUUGUAAAUGCUUUCAAAAUGAGAAUGUACAUGUUUGAUUCUUUCAGUGUGAAUGUUGGUUAUGUUGGUUCAACGUGGUGAAAUGAGGUUGUUGUGAGUCCUGAUAUAAUGGAAGUUCUUGCAUUUUUUUGUUGCUUUAUUAGGUAAAUAUUCUACAUGUAGCACUCUGUCAAGUCACAUGUAAAUAAAGCAAAGUAUAUACAGCAUA
Xiphias gladius (swordfish) is the source of this 3048-nucleotide messenger RNA. It is a transcript of the gene tmem181, whose product is annotated as transmembrane protein 181. The record is from RefSeq and is a predicted model, not a curated record. Gene Ontology annotation, molecular function: toxic substance binding. The transcript has 17 exons. Bases 32 to 1609 code for a protein of 525 amino acids. Lineage: Eukaryota; Metazoa; Chordata; Actinopteri; Istiophoriformes; Xiphiidae.